This is a messenger RNA of Chenopodium quinoa (quinoa), 973 nucleotides long. RefSeq lists its product as uncharacterized. The record is from RefSeq and is a predicted model, not a curated record. NCBI's taxonomy places the organism in Eukaryota, Viridiplantae, Streptophyta, Magnoliopsida, Caryophyllales, Amaranthaceae. The transcript is spliced from 2 exons. The coding region runs from base 322 to 828 and encodes 168 amino acids.
UCGGUAUGUGUACCUCAACAAAAACAUAAUAAUCCAAAGACGUGGCUGCAACCAUCUAAAAAUCUAUUUAGUUUAUCUGAUAAAAAUAGCCAUAACAAGCUGUAUAUAUAAAUUUUAUCGUAGUGAACUAGUCGUGCGCAACAACUCAAUAAUUAAGUAAGUAAUCAUAGAAAUUGCUAGCUCACGACUCGUAAUUACUUUUACCUAGUAAGUAGACUUUUUAAGCGCAUUUGGAAGCACUAUAUAAGUAUUGCAAUAUAAUGGUGGACAUUGCUAACAUAAUCAAACUUCAAUUUAAUUUUAAAACAUUUAAUUAACACAAUGGAGAGGAUUUUUAUCAACUUAUUUGUGUUGUCAAUUUUGCUAGCUCUUUUGGCAUUGGCUGAAUCAGCCAUGGAAAAGAGUUAUGGACCCUAUGAUCAACAACCAUCAUAUGUACCGGACACCUCGAGCACACCACCACCACCAUCGCCGCCAUCAUCACCACCACCACCACCACAACCACAACCUAACCCUACGUGUAGGAAACUAAAACAACUUUGUGGAGGUUAUGGCGAUUACGCUUGUUGUGAAGGAUUAUAUUGUCUUGGUUGGACACCAGAGCAACCAGGUGGUCUCGGACUAUGUACACCUUUAGAUAAUCAACAACCUCCGUCGAAAGAUAAGUGUAGACACCACCUUCAAGAGUGCCAACUCUAUGGUCCGUACGUAUGUUGUCAAGGAUUGAACUGCGUUCAUGCUCGAAACCUUCCUACCGAACCUCUUAUUAAAACUCGAAAGAAGAAGCUUCCUCCUGGUACGGGUUUAUGCACUUAUGCUAAUUAUUAAGCUAUAAUAUGUACUCACUAGUUCAUACUAGCAAUACUGAUUGAGUUUAGUAUAUGUUCAUCAUGUGUUUUCAUGUAUUGUUCUAUAGCAUACAUUAUGUUUUUGAUUCCGGGGAUUAUUGUACUUCAUUUUGUUAAUUUUUUAA